This is a messenger RNA of Sabethes cyaneus, 1769 nucleotides long. Its product is annotated as probable glutamine--tRNA ligase. Gene Ontology annotation, cellular component: aminoacyl-tRNA synthetase multienzyme complex; cytosol; cytoplasm. Gene Ontology annotation, molecular function: ATP binding; glutamine-tRNA ligase activity. The coding region runs from base 36 to 1769 and encodes 577 amino acids. Gene Ontology annotation, biological process: glutaminyl-tRNA aminoacylation. The transcript is spliced from 2 exons. The record is from RefSeq and is a predicted model, not a curated record. NCBI's taxonomy places the organism in Eukaryota, Metazoa, Arthropoda, Insecta, Diptera, Culicidae.
UAAUAUCGGAUAUUUAAGAUCUACCGGCCGCAGAAAUGAGAAACGGCACGAUUGAAAAUGAUACAAAGUUAUCAUGCCUUGGCCUUAGUGAGCAAAAAGUAAAAGAGACCAUUAAAAACGCUGCACUUUACGAAACAAUCAUUUCCGCACUGUCUUUCAUUCCCGAAAAUCACACAAUCGGCAAAAAUGAGGGCCAGCUGGUUUACCAGGUUUGUACAAAAAUCAAGCAACAGUGCAAGAAUCAUUUGGAGCUUUUAAUUCGGUACAUCGUUGAGCAUAAACUGGAUACUGGAGUACGAAUCGAUGCUGCUUUAGAGUUCAUUCUGACAAAUGGACCAAACAAAAGUAUCGAUAUUGAACAGUUUGACAAAGCCUGUGGCGUUGGAAUAAUUGUUUCACCUGAGGAAAUUGAUAGUGCAGUCGAAUCUGUUAUUGAAAAACAUAAAACAGCAAUUCUAGAUCAACGAUACCGGUUCAAUGUUGGAAAGUUAUUAGCUGAAACUCGUGGCUUAUUACCAUGGGCUGACGGAAAAGCAAUUAAGAGUGAAGUUGACGUUCAGAUUUUCGACUUACUUGGUCCCAAAACUGACGUAGACUUAGCGCCGCCCGCAAAAAUUGUUAAAAAGAAAGAAAAUAGGCUAUGUGUUGAAAAAGCUGAUCCUAAUGAUGUAGUUUUACUAUCAACCCAAGAAUCACUUUUGGGCGAAACAAAGUCAAUUUCUGAUCUAAUGAAAUCGGUUCACUUUCAUGCUCCCGGGGAAAAUCACAAAACGGAUGGAUAUAUCGUGACAGAUCGAACCGAAAGCUUGCUGAAAGAACAUCUCAGUCGAACAAAUGGGCUUGUACGCACGCGUUUUCCUCCGGAACCCUAUGGAAUUUUACAUAUUGGUCACGCAAAAGCUAUUAAUAUAAAUUUUGGGUACGCAAAAGCACAAAACGGCAUUUGCUUUUUACGGUAUGACGAUACAAACCCGGAAAAGGAGGAAGAGAAAUUUUUCGUUGGCAUUAAGGACAUGGUCGAAUGGUUACGAUAUGAGCCGUACAAGAUAACGCAUUCGUCUGAUUAUUUUCAACAGUUGUACGAAUGGGCAGUAAUUCUUGUAAAAAAAGGUAUGGCCUAUGUUUGCCAUCAAACAUCUGAAGAAAUGAAAGGUUUUAAUCCACAACUUUCUAAAUGGCGCGAUCGCCCAAUUGAAGAAAGUUUACAACUCUUUAACGACAUGAAGAAUGGUAAAAUCGACGAAGGAGCAGCUACUUUACGUAUGAAAAUAACUCUCGAAGAAGGGAAAAUAGAUCCUGUGGCUUAUCGAAUAAAGUUUAUCCCUCAUCAUAGAACUGGAAACGAAUGCUGCAUUUAUCCUACGUAUGAUUAUACACACUGCCUGUGUGACAGCAUCGAAGAUAUUACUCAUUCGUUAUGUACAAAAGAGUUUCAAUCACGUCGGUCUUCAUACUAUUGGCUUUGCAACGCCCUCGACAUUUAUUGUCCAGUACAAUGGGAAUAUGGUCGGUUAAAUGUUAAUUACACUGUAGUGUCUAAGAGAAAAAUUGCGAAACUUAUCACAGAAGGCAUCGUUGAGGAUUGGGAUGAUCCAAGACUGUUUACAUUAACUGCCUUACGCCGGCGUGGCUUUCCCUCAGAAGCGAUAAAUAAUUUUUGUGCUCAAAUAGGCGUUACUGGAGCGCAGAGUUCUAUCGAUCCAUCAGCUUUAGAAGCAUGUGUUCGUGAUAUACUGAACCUAUCUGCCCCACGUUGGGCGCCAAUAUAA